Messenger RNA from Momordica charantia (bitter melon), 1775 nucleotides. Its product is annotated as enoyl-[acyl-carrier-protein] reductase [NADH], chloroplastic. Gene Ontology annotation, biological process: fatty acid biosynthetic process. The record is from RefSeq and is a predicted model, not a curated record. Lineage: Eukaryota; Viridiplantae; Streptophyta; Magnoliopsida; Cucurbitales; Cucurbitaceae. Gene Ontology annotation, molecular function: enoyl-[acyl-carrier-protein] reductase (NADH) activity.
AAAAAUUUUUUUGUGAAAGCAGCUGAGCUACCAUUACCAACAUGGCUCUUCUCUCCAACUGUAACCCAACUGCUUCAUCAAUUCUCUCUCUCUCUCUCUCGUAAUCCGCUGUGUCUCAACGACCCUUUUCGACAUUUUCGAAGCUUCCUCUCAACCUCUACAAACCCAUUAAUUCUUCGCUUUCAUCCACACGCUCUCUAGUUUUCACUAUAUUACUUCCCUUGAUCACUCUUCAAAACCCAAUCAACAAACUGCCGAUUGAUCAUGUUGUGAUCUCCAUUGCCGCCCUCCGUCGCGACCAAUCAAAACAAUUGAUUCUGAAAUAUGUCGACAACAGCAGCCACCAAUAUUCAGAUUACUACACUGAGAACUUGCAAAUUCUCCACUCCAAGAAGUGUCAAGGUUGUUUUUCCACCAGUUCUUGGUGGCAAUUCAAAGGCAAUACCAUGGGCUACACUUAGAAGUGUCCACAAUAUAUCCUCUUUGGAACACUUUCAGCUGAAUUCCACCACUCUAUCUUCUACAAAAUUUGAAAAGAUUUCAACUAGAGCCGUGUCUGGAUCUAGUGAAGACAAACCAGUCUUUGGGCUGCCGAUUGAUUUAAAAGGUAAGCGGGCAUUUAUUGCUGGUGUAGCUGAUGACAAUGGCUAUGGUUGGGCAAUAGCAAAGUCCCUUGCUGCUGCCGGGGCUGAAAUCAUUGUCGGUACGUGGGUGCCUGCUUUAAACAUCUUUGAAUCCAGCUUGCGACGUGGAAAGUUCGAUGAAUCUCGAAUAUUGCCAGACGGAUCUUUAAUGGAGAUCACCAAAAUGUAUCCUCUUGAUGCAGUUUUUGACAAUCCUGAGGAUGUUCCUGAAGAUAUAAAAACAAAUAAGCGGUAUGCAGGUUCCACUAAUUGGACAGUUCAGGAAGUAGCAGAAUCAGUGAAGAAGGAUUUUGGGACCAUUGACAUCCUUGUGCACUCACUUGCAAAUGGGCCAGAGGUGAGUAAACCUCUCUUAGAGACAUCCAGGAAAGGUUACCUAGCGGCUUUAUCUGCUUCAAGUUACUCCUACAUUUCUCUUCUUAAGCAUUUCAUUCCAAUAAUGAAUCCAGGCGGUUCUUCGAUCUCUCUUACGUACAUUGCUUCUGAAAGGAUCAUUCCGGGAUAUGGUGGAGGUAUGAGUUCAGCAAAAGCUGCACUGGAGAGUGAUACACGAGUGCUUGCUUUCGAGGCAGGUAGAAAAAAUAAAAUCAGAGUCAACACCAUCUCUGCUGGUCCACUAAGAAGCCGUGCAGCAAAAGCAAUCGGAUUCAUUGAUAUGAUGAUAGACUACUCACUAGCAAAUGCACCUCUGCAGAAAGAAUUAUCUGCAGAGGAGGUGGGGAAUGCAGCUGCCUUCUUGGCAUCACCUCUAGCUUCUGCCAUAACUGGCUCUGUUAUCUAUGUGGACAACGGUUUGAACGCCAUGGGCGUGGCAGUCGAUAGCCCAAUAUUCGAGGGACUUUGAUAACCCACAGACACCAUAGCUAGCUGAUAAAGUCAAUACAAGAGAAGAAACUGCUGCUGCUGACCCUGGUGCCAAGUCUUUGUAUCUCUUCUUGUUCUUGCUCCAUAGUUUGCAUGAACUUCAUUUCAUUAAGCUCCUGGCCCUAAUUUUGGCAAGAGGUUUUCUUUUUCUACUUUGAUAGAUUUGUCAGUUCUCUAUGAUUUCUAAAACCAUGUCAUCAUCCAAUUAACUGGGUCCAUUUAAGAUGUAUUCACAAAGUCCUCAAAACGUAAGGAUGUUGCUUCAAA